AUGUCUGAACAAGAUCAACCCAAUACGAGCUUCCUUCCAAUGCCUAGAGUCCACCCUGACUGGAUCACCGUGGGUGUCCUUCUUGCUGUUUUCUUCCUUUGGCUUGAACCAGCGCAGCCUUUUUACCGUCAAUUCCUUCUUUCUGACUCUCGGCUUCAACAUCCCUUUGCUGAGCAUGAGAGAGUAACUGAUAACGAGCUCUACUUCCUUUCAGCCAUCGUCCCCACGCUAAUAAUAGCGUUCUUUCUGUUGAAAACAUCGAGUGAUACUAAAGGAGCAAAAUAUCAUCUCUUGGGACUUUGGGUGUCGCUUGCUGUCAAUGGCUGUAUCACAGAUCUACUCAAGAACUGGAUUGGGAACCCACGCCCUGAUUUCUUAGACCGCUGCACGCCGCUGAAGGGAACUCCAAUCGAUCUGUAUGUGUUGAUUAAUGUCUGUACAGCUCCCCGUGGUCCAUCUUCUAUUAUAGAUGGAAUGAAGCUGACUCCGCUGGGCCAUUCAUCUAUUGGCUUUUCAGGACUCUUUUAUUUGCUGCUAUGGGCCUGGCAAUGGGCCAGAGCUCAGAAGAAGGAGAUCAAAUACGCGUCAUUUUUGUUGGUUGCUGCUCCUACGAUGUUGGCUACCUAUAUUGCCUUAAGUAGGGUCCAGGACUAUAGACACCACUUCUUUGACGUGUUUUUCGGUCUGGCGCUAGGAAUCGCUGCUGCUUCUCUUUCAUGGUUGAAGUAUCAAUAA
Candidozyma haemuli is the source of this 735-nucleotide messenger RNA. RefSeq names its product Dpp1p (gene DPP1). The transcript has a single exon. Gene Ontology annotation, molecular function: phosphatidate phosphatase activity. NCBI's taxonomy places the organism in Eukaryota, Fungi, Ascomycota, Pichiomycetes, Serinales, Metschnikowiaceae. Gene Ontology annotation, biological process: phospholipid metabolic process. The coding region runs from base 1 to 735 and encodes 244 amino acids. The record is from RefSeq and is a predicted model, not a curated record.